Molecule: messenger RNA, 909 nt
Organism: Protomyces lactucae-debilis
Lineage: Eukaryota; Fungi; Ascomycota; Taphrinomycetes; Taphrinales; Protomycetaceae
Exons: 1
Coding region: 1-909 (302 amino acids)
Source: RefSeq, a predicted model, not a curated record
AUGCCAGACUUCAGACGUGCCGACUCUGCCAGCGCCUUACCACACAGCGCAAGUAAUAUUGCGCCUCGCGUUUCUCGCAGUAAUAGCCCAGAUCUUUUUCGUCAAACAGACUCGCCUACACCGCAUACAGGUCGCCCGAAUCCCAUUCUUGCACGACCAAGCCUUCGCGAGACACAUUCAGAAGACUUGCUUGCACGACGUCGUCGGCUGUCCACAGAAGCAAUCCAUACCAUGCAAGCAAGAACAGAGUAUGCUGAGAAACGAACAAGUCGCGGCAGUACGUUGUCGUCAGCUGGUAGCGCCAUUGCUGCUGAAUUGGCUGGACCAUCCUAUACGAGACGCGCGCGUGCGCCUUCGUGCGCAUCGCCGUCUUUGUCGAGUGGACUCAACCAUCAAUCACCAGAAUUCACAGAAGUGCAUGAUUUGGACAUGACGCAAGCUUCUGCAGCAGCGGCAGAGUCAUCAACGCGACGCAUGCUAGAUUAUGAGAUUCGGAAUACUUCCCUCAUGGCCGUGAAUGCGCAUCUUGAGAAACAAACACGGAGACAGGCGAGUGAACUCAAGCAACUACGGAGACAUGCGCAAGAAGCGCGUGGUCUGGGCACAAUGAAGCCGCUGUCGCCUGAUGCCUCAGAGGCGUUGACUUCAGACGACGAUGCAUGGCCGGCUGAUAUGGAAGACGUACGGCGUAAAGUCCUGUUGAGCGAUGAAUUGACGGGCACGAUACGAAGUCUUGAUGGAAGCAUUCAGCGCGCACUGCUGGUCAGUGAACAGCUGUUGACGGAUGCUCAGCGUGGGCUGGCUUAUCGUCCGCGCGAGUCUGAGGUUGGACUUGGUGUGCGUGUGCUGCAGAAGGGCGAUCAGGAAGAUGAGGAGGAAGAGGGACUCAGUAAUGAUGAUGAUGAAUAA